Molecule: messenger RNA, 1764 nt
Organism: Anthostomella pinea
Lineage: Eukaryota; Fungi; Ascomycota; Sordariomycetes; Xylariales; Xylariaceae
Source: the annotation of a GenBank genome assembly
AUGGCUGCUGUACCACUUCCAACCAUGAAUAACGACGACAACACCAGAUCACGUCCACCCAAGCUGGCCAUCACCUCCAUGUCCGCUGCUUCGUCCCCCGCUUCAGCCGCCUCGCCCAUCUCGAGUGCGUCUACACCCACAUCGACACAUCAACUGGCCAUGAAGCCUGCCGCUCCGGGCACUAUGUCCGCCAAGAUACCUACCCUCGCAGUGACCGGUGCCAUGGCUUCAAAGAGCUCUAUCACCAGCAAGGAAUGGGUCAUCCCUCCGAGGCCAAAGCCCGGCAGGAAACCUGCAACGGACACCCCACCGACUAAGCGCAAGGCCCAGAACAGAGCAGCUCAACGUGCUUUCAGGGAGAGGAGGGCUGCCCGUGUUGGCGAGUUGGAGGAGCAGCUCGACGAGAUACAGGACGAGCAUGAGCGCCAGCAGGAAGGCCUUCGGCAGCAAGUGCAAAACUUAGAUGCCGAGGUGCAGUCCCUACGCAGCAGAUGCGUUACCCUUGAGGAUAUGCUGGAAAAGGAACGCACGGAGCGCAGCAAGAUGGCAAAUGAACUUGAGUCUUUCAGGAGACGUUGGCGAGAUGAAGGCUCCAGCAUCUCGUCGAGGAAUGGAAGUCAUUCCUCGCACCAGGGUCGGGCCCCGGGCUCAAUAGGCAUGGCCGCUCAACUCCAACAGCCUAGAGGCAGUCUGGCUAGCAAUACAUCUGAGUACCGCAACUCUACGACGGCCUUCUCUAUCUCCCAGAUCAUCUCACCUCCCGACACAUCAAGCAUGUCAGGUCACCUACAACAGUCUUCAGCCGAUACGACAGGAUGCGGCAACUGUAAAGCAGACGGUCCGUGUGCUUGUGUCGAUGAUGUACUAGCCGCUGGGUGCGGAAAGUGCAGUCUGGGUACUAGGUGCGAAUGCCUAGAGGCCGCCCUUGGCGGUGCUGCUAUCAAUUCCGAAGUUGAUCUCAAACGGAGACCGUCAUCGAUAUCGGCUUUGGCGCCAGACGAGAAGAGACAGAAGUCUGACCCGUAUCCCAAUGAGAUUGACUUCACAUCCAUGUUCUCUUCCAAGAAGAAAGACAUCACUACAGAGCCACCUAUAUAUCAACCUGUCACGCAGCAGGCCAUUCCACCACGAGACUCUUGCGGCUUUUGCACAGAGGGAACGUAUUGUAUGUGCGCCGAAGCUGCUGCAUCACAGACCCUUGCUCCUAUGGGCUCGCAGGUCCAGACGCCGCCCCCUUCAGAAAACGAUGUUGGCCCACCUCCCAUGGAGGUGACCUCGACUGGUGCCAUCAAGCUCCCAAGCAUCAACUCGUUGAAUCGUACUCCUAUUCAGCCCGUUCGCAAGCCUGGUGGUUGCGGCCCCAAUGGACCAGGUACUUGCACUCAGUGUCUCGGGGACGCCAAAUCAGGAUUGUUUUGUCGCAGUCUUGCAGCCAAUUUUGCGCGCGGCGAGACACAACCCAGUGGUGGAUGCUGCGGUGGCUCGGGUGUGUCAGGGUGUUGCAAGUCUACCAACCCAACAGGACCACCGCCUACAAAUGCACCACCGCUUGGCCUCAGCCUAUCAUGUGCGGACGCGUAUAAGACCUUGUCGAGUCAUCGCAACUUCGACAGAGCAGCCGAUGAGAUCGGAAUGUGGCUGCCAAAGCUUCGAGCGGUCCCCAAGGAAGCAAACCCAGCAGCUAGACUACCUAUAGAGGUAGAGACAGCAAGCAUAAUGGGCGUCUUGAAGGAGUUCGAUGUACGUUUCGGGAGAGAAGCUUGA